Molecule: messenger RNA, 315 nt
Organism: Ilyonectria robusta
Lineage: Eukaryota; Fungi; Ascomycota; Sordariomycetes; Hypocreales; Nectriaceae
Exons: 1
Coding region: 1-315 (104 amino acids)
Source: RefSeq, a predicted model, not a curated record
AUGCGGAAAGAGCGAGGGCAGAUCCGAGCCGCCCGGGACUUGUUCUUUGUCUACCUGAGCGAUAAUGCCGUAGGCAAGUCGAGGGCCUACAGCGACGCGACCAUCCAGUACCUAGACCUCCACAUUGACAUGGCGUACCGAGACGGCCGGGCCGACGAAGCGGCCGAGCUGAUGCUUCAGAGGCCUAUGCAUGUGGAUGAAGUAGAGUCUUUGAAGGAAGAUAUCACGGCGGGCACCGUCGCUGUCCCCGACGAGCGUGCCGUGGACGAGGCCAUUGCAGGGCUGAAGAACAUGAGCUUGUUGGAAAGAACCUGA